AAGUGUCGUUACCAUUCUCCUUGGCCACAUUCACUCAACUCCCAUUUGGGUCUCUCCGCCAUGUCCGACGACGACAGCAACCUCUUACGACCUGUCGGCGGAACCGAGUUCAGCUGGUGUAAGGCAGUACCCGUCGGUACCGGAAUUACUGUUUUAGCCCUCUCUCUUUCCAAGCCACCUGACAUCUCAUAUCUCCAAAAUACCCUCCACCGUUUCCAAACUUCUCAACCCAUUCUCAACUCCUACAUCCACUUCAACCCCACCACCAAAUCAUUCUCCUACAUAAGGCGCCCCAACCCAGAUCUCCAAAUCCAACCCUUCGAUCUUCAAUCGACGGCUCAGAUUCUUCACGAGCUCCAGAAGGACCCACAAAACGACGCCGUUACCCCGUUUCAACUCAUCCUCGAGCACGAGCUCAACCGCAACAGCUGGCGUGAUCCCAACGACGAUGCUAACGUGUUCUUCGCCAGCUUGUAUUAUCUGAGCGAGGCUCAAUGGGUUCUUGCAUUGAGGCUUCACACGUCGGUGUGCGAUCGGGCGGCGGCGGCGGCGCUGCUGAGGGGGUUGCUGAGGGAAAUGAGUGGCGGAGGAGAGAGAGAAAGGGGAUUCGAGGGAAAUGGUGAGGUUAGUUUGGGAAUUGAGGAGAUUAUCCCAAAGGGGAAAGCUAAUAAGCCAUUUUGGGUUAGGGGAGUAGACAUGGUUGGGUACUCGUUGAACUCGUUCAGGCUGUCGAAUUUGGAGUUUGUAGAGCCCAAUUCGCCGAGACAAUCUCGGGUGGUGAGGCUUCAGAUGAACUCGUUUCACACCGAGAACUUACUCACUGGUUGCACGUCAAGGGGAAUCAAAGUGUGCGCGGCGUUGGCAGCCGCAGGACUGAUUGCUGCGCAUUCAUCUAAAAAGCUUCCUCAAGACCACAAGGAAAAAUACGCUGUCGUAACUCUCACUGAUUGUCGUUCAAUUCUUGAACCACCUCUUUCUAACAACAAUCUUGGGUUUUAUCACUCUGCCAUCCUUAACACUCAUGACGUAACCGGAAGAGAUACACUAUGGGAGUUGGCAACGAAAAGCUACAAGUCAUAUGCCAACGCCAAGAACUCAAACAAACAUUUCACAGACAUGUCGGACUUGAACUUCCUCAUGUGCAAGGCCAUAGAAAACCCGAGUUUGACUCCGUCCUCUGCCAUGAGGACUGCUUUCAUGUCGGUUUUUGAGGAUCCAAUUAUUGACCAAACUGAUGAAUUGCAGCAAGAGAUUUGCUUGGAGGACUACAUUGGCUGUGCUUCAGCUCAUGGAGUUGGUCCGUCCAUUGCUGUUUUCGACACCAUACGUGGGGGGAGUUUGGAUUGCACUAUGGUUUAUCCGUCGCCCUUGCAUUCGAGGGAGCAAAUACAGGAUUUGAUUGAUCGUAUGAAGAACAUUCUUGUUGAUGCUUGUGUUAGUGUCGAUGUCUAGAGUGAUAGAAGUUGACGAUGAUGAUUUGUUUGACAUGUUUGGGGUAAAAGUAAAACACUUUGGAUCAUUUCUAAAUCAAAUGAUGGUUUAAAAGCUGCACUCAUGUGUGGUUCAA
Molecule: messenger RNA, 1567 nt
Organism: Humulus lupulus (European hop)
Lineage: Eukaryota; Viridiplantae; Streptophyta; Magnoliopsida; Rosales; Cannabaceae
Exons: 3
Coding region: 61-1452 (463 amino acids)
Source: RefSeq, a predicted model, not a curated record